Messenger RNA from Dama dama (fallow deer), 1279 nucleotides. Its product is annotated as HLA class II histocompatibility antigen, DR alpha chain. NCBI's taxonomy places the organism in Eukaryota, Metazoa, Chordata, Mammalia, Artiodactyla, Cervidae. Gene Ontology annotation, molecular function: MHC class II protein complex binding. Gene Ontology annotation, biological process: immunoglobulin production involved in immunoglobulin-mediated immune response; peptide antigen assembly with MHC class II protein complex; immune response. The coding region runs from base 97 to 858 and encodes 253 amino acids. The transcript has 5 exons. Gene Ontology annotation, cellular component: MHC class II protein complex; membrane. The record is from RefSeq and is a predicted model, not a curated record.
ACACCUUACAUUCUCUUUUCUCAUAUUCCUGUCUGUUCUGAUCCACCUUGAGCUCUCAUCGAGACACUGACCCUCCUCGAGACACCAAAGACGAAAAUGGCCAUAACCAGGAUCCCAAUAUUAGGACUUUUCAUCCCUCUCCUGAUCAGCCUACAGGAAUCAGGGGCUAUCAAAGAGGAUCAUGUGAUCAUCCAGGCUGAGUUCUAUCUGAAACCUGAGGAAUCAGGCGAGUUUAUGUUUGACUUUGAUGGUGAUGAGAUUUUCCACGUGGAUAUGGAGAAGAAGGAGACGGUGUGGCGGCUUCCAGAAUUUGGACGUUUUGCCAGCUUUGAGGCUCAGGGUGCCCUGGCCAAUAUGGCUGUGAACAAAGCCAACCUGGACAUCAUGAUGAAGCGCUCCAACUACACCCCAAACACCAAUGUUCCUCCAGAAGUGACUCUGCUCCCAGACAAGCCUGUGGAACUGGGAGAGCCCAACACACUCAUCUGCUUCAUUGACAAGUUCUCCCCACCUGUGAUCACUGUCACGUGGCUUCGAAAUGGCAGACCUGUCACUGAUGGAGUGUCAGAGACAGUCUUCCUGCCCAGGGAUGACCACCUUUUCCGCAAGUUCCACUAUCUCCCCUUCCUGCCCACAACUGAGGAUGUCUAUGACUGCAAGGUGGAGCACUGGGGCUUGGAUGGGCCUCUUCUCAAGCACUGGGAGUAUGAAGCUCCAGCCCCCCUCCCAGAGACCACAGAGAAUGCGGUGUGUGCCCUGGGCCUGAUUGUGGCUCUGGUGGGCAUCAUUGCAGGGACCAUCUUCAUCAUCAAGGGCGUACGCAAAGCCAACACUGUUGAACGCCAAGGGCCUCUGUGAGGCACCUACAGGUAAUGGACUUUGUUAGAGAGAAGAUCAAUGAAGAUAUUUCUGCCUUAAUAGCUUUACAAACCUGGCAAUUCUCCAAUUGUUCACCUCACUGAAGACAAGCAUGCUUCAGCACAUCCCAGUCCUUUACUGACCCUAAGAGUAAGAUGCCUUCCAUAGUCUCCAAAUUCUAAUGUCUAGUUAUUCCCUGUCUACUGCUCCUUCGUGUAUUGUUUUUCCCUCCAUUUUCCACUGUCUUAUUAUCACCAUGUAAUGCCUUUGGAAUAGACCCCAUAGGAUCCUUUUUUUCCUGCUAUGGAAUCUUUGGAAAGUUCUAUGGGGGCAUCUCUUAUAUACUUACUACUUGGAGUUUCUUCUAACUGUGAUUGUGAUUUUUCUGAAUACAGUAAACUUCAAGUGGGUCUCAGGUGAA